AUGGGUCGAGGAAGACUUUUCAUUUUCUUCUUCUUCUUCUUCUUCUUCUUCUUCUUCUUCUUCUUCUUCUUCUUCUUUUCUUUUCUUUUCUUCUUCUUCUUCUUCUUUUCUUUCAUUCUUCUUCUGUUCCAUAUGCCUUCUUCACUUUUUCUGCCUUUUUUUCUGCUUUUUUUCUUUCUGAUAUUUUCUUCUUCUUUUCAUAUCACUACGUUCUUCAUUAAUGAACAUUCUUUUCUUAUUUUCUACGUCUUUCUUCUACUUACUUUGCUCUCUCCCACUCCUUCAUUCCAGUUCUUCUUCCUUUUCUCAAAAUCUUCAUUAUCCUCAUUGCAGUUUAAUCACGUUCUUCGUCUCUCAUUUGCUCACGUCACCUCCCGUUUCAAACUUUUUACCUUUAUCACCCCUCCAUCUACAUUUCUCUCUCCCCAUUUUUCAAUCUCUGUCACUCGCUCUUCCUUUCUCUCUCUCUCAUCUUCUCUCUCUCUCCCUCCAAUGGUUUCCCUCUCUCUCUCCCUCUCUCUAUUUCUUACUCCCCACAAAUUUCAUUCUCAACAAAUAUUCACCUUUUUUUAUCCAAUCUAUUUGUCUGGCUUCGUUCUUUUUGUCUUACUACCUAUUUCCCAUUGUUCUCGUCUGCUAUUUACUGAAUUGACUGAAAUUUGCCCGAACUACCUUUCUCUCAUUUUUCGAUUAUCUCCUUCCCGCCUUUACUUUUACUCUCCAUAUCUAUUUAUCUUCUUUCUUUGCCUUUCUUCUCUUUAUUCUAUCUUAAAGUUAAUAUUGUUACCAUACGUUCCAAUCUUUAUUUUUCUUUUUCUAUUUCCUUCCUAUCUUUCCCUUCCUUCGCCAUCAUCAUUUUCUCUCUGUAUAUUUAAACUUUCUCUCUCUUCUUCUCUUCUUUUAUUUAUUUGUCUAUUUCUUUUUUUCUCCAUUUACUUUUUCCCGUUCAAUUUUCUGUCUCUUCUUGUCAACUUUCCUUUUACUUAA
This is a messenger RNA of Acanthosepion pharaonis, 987 nucleotides long. The record is from the annotation of a GenBank genome assembly. Lineage: Eukaryota; Metazoa; Mollusca; Cephalopoda; Sepiida; Sepiidae.